AUGAACCUAAUACACAACGUCGACCCCCGCGUGAUGAGCGACUUGAUCAUCGGCUUGUCCGACGGCUUGACCGUCCCCUUCGCGUUGACCGCAGGCCUCUCGUCGCUCGGUGACUCCAAGUUGGUCAUCACCGGUGGUAUGGCCGAAUUGGUCUCCGGCGCCAUCUCCAUGGGAUUGGGCGGCUACCUCGCCGCCAAGUCCGAAAGCGAGUUCUACUACAGCCAGGUCAAGAAGGAGAAACAGCUCUUUUUCCAGUCGGAGGACUCCAUAGCAGACGAGUUGUACGACAUCAUCAUCGACAUGGGUGCCACGGAGUCAACCGCAGAGAGUUUCGUCAUGGACCUCUCGAAGAACCCGCAGGCCAUGAUCGACUUCAUCAUCAGGUACGGCAAGGGUUUGGAGGAGCCCCCCGAGGGGAGAAUCGUCUCCUCUGCGUUCACAAUCGGAUCCGGCUACUUCUUCGGUGGAUUCAUACCUUUGAUUCCAUAUUUCUUUUUCGCCACCGUGGCGAAGGGCUUGCUUGUGUCCGUGCUCGUCAUGCUCCUGACUUUGUUUUGGUUCGGCUACUUGAAGAGCAUGAUCUCCAUGGGUACAGAUUGCACCAGGUGGACAAGGGUGAGCGAGGGAAUCCAGAUGGUGUUUAUUGGCUCGAUAGCCGCCGGUUCCGCAUGGACGUUGGUCUACUUGAUCGAUAACUAG
This is a messenger RNA of Pichia membranifaciens NRRL Y-2026, 699 nucleotides long. RefSeq lists its product as hypothetical. Gene Ontology annotation, molecular function: manganese ion transmembrane transporter activity; iron ion transmembrane transporter activity. The transcript has a single exon. Lineage: Eukaryota; Fungi; Ascomycota; Pichiomycetes; Pichiales; Pichiaceae. Bases 1 to 699 code for a protein of 232 amino acids. Gene Ontology annotation, cellular component: fungal-type vacuole membrane. The record is from RefSeq and is a predicted model, not a curated record. Gene Ontology annotation, biological process: intracellular manganese ion homeostasis.